Pecten maximus is the source of this 408-nucleotide messenger RNA. RefSeq names its product two pore calcium channel protein 1-like. Gene Ontology annotation, molecular function: monoatomic ion channel activity; voltage-gated channel activity. The record is from RefSeq and is a predicted model, not a curated record. Gene Ontology annotation, biological process: transmembrane transport; monoatomic ion transport. Gene Ontology annotation, cellular component: endosome membrane; lysosomal membrane. Lineage: Eukaryota; Metazoa; Mollusca; Bivalvia; Pectinida; Pectinidae.
UGGGUGGAAAGCAAUAUGGCGGGUACUUCGGAGGACCAACUUUUAAAUCUAGGAAUUGAAGACAGUAUUCACAGAGACGAAGAUGAUGAAGGAGAUGAUGUCAGUGACAUAUAUAAUGAAGCUGGUAACAUGGGUUAUGACCUCCCAUCGUCGUCAGUUAAUGGAGAGGUCUGGAACAACACCAAAAAGAUAUGGGAACUGAACUACCACGAAGCAGCAAUAUAUUUACAAGAAGGAGAAAACAAUGACAAAUACAACACUCACCCAAGAUGUCAUGAUGCACUACCUGCUUAUGAGAUAGCACACAACCAUUGGUUCUAUGCAUUGGAUUUAUUUGCAUCUUUAUUGGUUUUAUUUAUGGCUGCCUGUGAGCGCCCAGCUGUGCCAUUCCUCACCUUGCCUGUGGGC